AUGCGAGAGCGGCAGCCGCGGCCGCACAACUGGCAGGAGAAUAUCAUGCCAGAUGACGAAGGUGCCGCGCCCGUAUAUAGCCAGAUAAUGUUCCUGAUGGAGCCGCCAGCUCGCCUGGCGUUCUCCAACAGCACGGGCGCCCGGGUCGCCUGCGCAGCACACGGCUCGCCCCCGCCUGUCAUGUCCUGGCUAGGCGAAGAUGGGGCGCCGCUCACUGACAUCCCUGGCUUGAGAGGAGCUCUUCCAAACGGCACACUAUGGCUGGGAGCAUUCAGCGCAGCGCAAUACCGCAGCGACGUCCACGCGGCGACAUACCGCUGUCGCGCGGCGAGCAGCGUUGGUGCGAUUUUGUCGCGAGACAUGCGGGUUGAAGCAGUGAUGGACGAAUCCUGGGAAGUACGCGUGCAAGCGACGCACGGCGUGACCGGCGGCGCUGCGGUCCUAACCUGCGCGGCGUCUGUGCCGGUGCGCGCCCACGUCACGGUCACACGCUGGUACCGCGACGGGGUACCGCUGACGCACGUGUCGGCGGAGGCUGGUGGUCGCUACAUCGUCGCCGGUAGCAAAGGCGACGUCCUCGUGGUUCGAGACGCUAGACCUGACGACACCAGUGCAUACUCCUGCGAAGCUCAACACACGUUGACGGGAGAGAAGAGACGGAGCGCUUCUGCUUUAUUGGCUGUCUCACAUGCCUCCGGAAGCAUGGCACCACGAAUGCUGAUGAUAUCAGAGGAUGAGACCGUGGUGCAGGGAGGAGACAUUCGACUAGUAUGCUGCGCUAUUGGAAGCCCACCUCCAACAUACAGCUGGUUCCGUCACAGUAACGGCCGUCUUAGCCCCGUAUCAAACAGCAUCCGAAUAUCCGUGUCCGACCAAGUACUGAUCAUCCGUCGGGCGCAGCCGGCGGACGCUGGUGUGUGGACGUGCCGCGCCCACAAUCAGUAUGGGGAGCAGAAGCACUUUGGGUGGUGA
Molecule: messenger RNA, 972 nt
Organism: Leguminivora glycinivorella
Lineage: Eukaryota; Metazoa; Arthropoda; Insecta; Lepidoptera; Tortricidae
Product: Down syndrome cell adhesion molecule-like protein Dscam2
Exons: 7
Coding region: 1-972 (323 amino acids)
Biological process (GO): cell-cell adhesion
Cellular component (GO): cell-cell junction
Molecular function (GO): cell adhesion molecule binding
Source: RefSeq, a predicted model, not a curated record